Aquila chrysaetos chrysaetos is the source of this 1150-nucleotide messenger RNA. RefSeq lists its product as uncharacterized. The transcript has 4 exons. Lineage: Eukaryota; Metazoa; Chordata; Aves; Accipitriformes; Accipitridae. The record is from RefSeq and is a predicted model, not a curated record. Bases 281 to 1150 code for a protein of 289 amino acids.
UCCCUCUGUUCACCCCUUUCUCCCAUACAGAACGUUUGCUAUGUAUUUACUGAAUGUAAGACUAAGCUAGAAAUUUCCAGCCAAUUUUGUAUCCUGGAGAGAAGCAGCAUGUUUUAAGCUACACACAGUGCAAUCACUACUCACACUCAUCCAAGAUGUUUACACUGCAGCUCUGAGUCUGCAUUUUCAGCAGAAGAAAGAGAGUUCAGAAUCUGCAAUGCAUGUCCCACAGCCCUUGAACAUGGCCAGCAUGGUGCCGUGCUAGGUGGGAGAUUGGAAAAUGUUCACCCUUGUUGAAAAAAUGCAUAAUCUUUCCGUCUACUUACUUCCCGGCCGAGUUGCUGUGUUCACCCCGAUGGGCUUUCUGCCCAGGUCUAAGAUGGCUGCCAGGCAUGACACGGAUGGCUGCGAGAGCAGCAGCAGCAGCAGCAGCAGCAAGGGACUCACGCUGGGCUGCGUUUCUGAGCUCUCCGUGGCAGAAAUGACGAUUACCAGAUCCAAGUGCCCAGAAAUCAGGGUGAGGCCAGCGUCCUGGGGAGAUGAAACCUGUGUGAAGAUGGCAAAGCCACCGGGGGCAAGUGAGAACGGCGUUCUGAGGUCUGGACCGUACUUCGGCUCAAGCCACCAGGCUCGGUUCAGCCUGGCGGUCACGAAGCAGAAGCCUGGGAGUUUUCGUACGUUAAGAGGGGGAAAACACGCGCACAGGCCUCGCGAACCAGAACCGCAGCGGGCUGUUUAUUUCUGGUUACCCUGGGGGGGGCGAGGGGGGGCGGCAGCGAGGGAGCCUACGGGCCCGCUCAAAAAAGCCCUUCCGCGAGAGCGAGCGCUGCCGCCGGCCCCGCCGGAGGCUCUCAGGCCCCGCCAGGCCUCGGCCCACCAGCCGGCAGCCAGGGGCCUCCGCCGGCCGAGGGACGCCCCGCAGCAGAGGCCUCUGCCCAGCGCGGCCGGGGGGGCCCUGCCUCCGCGCUCCACCCCCCGCCCUCCGUCCCCUGACUCCCGGGGACCAGCGACACGGCUAAUUACCGAGAUCCCGUUUUCCUUUGGGCUGCUGGGGUCGGGUUUUGGGUUUUUUUGGUUACCGGCAGAUGAUCUCUGUGCACAGCAACAGCUUUGUUGCCACCCUUCGAUACCGCCUCGAGUUGCGUUAUGA